AUGAUGAAAAAGCUGUGGGGAGACCGAUACUUUGAUCCAUCCACCGGCAAGUUCAGCAAGUCAGCCAACAGCCCUGAUGGCAAGAAGCUGCCAUGGACGUUCUGCCAGCUCAUUCUGGAUCCAAUCUUCAAGUUGUUUGAUGCAAUCAUGAACUUCAAGAAAGAGGAGAUGGCAAAACUAAUUGAAAAACCGGACAUCGAGUUGGACAGUGAAGAUAAGGACAAGGAGGGCAAACCACUUCUGAAGGCUGUGAUGCGCUGCUGGCUGCCUGCUGGGGGCGCCCUGCUGCAGAUGAUCACCAUCCACCUGCCUUCCCCUGUGACGGCCCAGCAGUACCGCUGUGAGUUCCUGUAUGAGGGGCCCCCAGACGAUGAGGCAGCCAUGGGCAUUAAAAGCUGUGAUCCCAAAGGCCCUCUCAUGAUGUACAUUUCCAAAAUGGUGCCGACUUCUGACAAAGGUCAGUUCUAUGCUUUCGGCUGGGUCUUCUCAGGGCUGGUGUCCACUGGACUGAAGGUCCGCAUCAUGGGACCCAACUAUACUCCUGGGAAGGAGGAGGACCUGUACCUGAAGCCGAUCCAGAGGACAAUCCUGAUGAUGGGCUGUUAUGUGGAGCCCAUCGAGGAUAUGCCUUGUGGCAACAUUGUGGGCCUUGUGGGCAUGGACCAGUUCCUGGUGAAGACUGGCACCAUCACCACCUUCGAGCAUGCCCACAACAUACAAGUGAUGAAGUUCAGUGUGAGCCCUGUUGUCAGGGUCGCUGUGGAGGCCAAGAACCCAGCCGACCUGCCCAAGCUGGUGGAAGGUCUGAAGCGGCUGGCCAAGUCGGACCCCAUGGUGCAGUGCAUCAUCAAGGAGUCUGGGGAGCACAUCAUUGCAGGGGCUGGGGAGCUGCACUUGGAAAUCUGCCUCAAGGACCUGCAUGAGGAUCACGCCUGCAUCCCCAUCAAGAAACCUGACCCAGUUGUCUCAUACCGGGAGACUGUCAGUGAGGAGUCGAACGUACUCUGCCUGUCCAAGUCCCCCAACAAGCACAAUAGGCUUUACAUGAAGGUGUGGCCCUUCCCUGAUGGCCUGGCUGAGGACAUCGACAAGGGCGAGGUGUCCGCCCGCCAGGAGCUCAAGCAGCGGGCCUGCUACCUGGCUGAGAAGUAUGAGUGGGAUGUGGCCGAGGCCCGUAAGAUCUGGUGCUUCGGCCCUGAUGGCACGGGCCCCAACAUCUGCACAGACAUCAGUGUGCAGUACCUCAGUGAGAUCACGGACAGUGCGGUUGCUGGCUUCUAG
Messenger RNA from Rangifer tarandus platyrhynchus (Svalbard reindeer), 1281 nucleotides. The record is from the annotation of a GenBank genome assembly. Lineage: Eukaryota; Metazoa; Chordata; Mammalia; Artiodactyla; Cervidae.